CUAAUGUUGUACAUUUAUUUAUUAGAAAGAACUUAGUUGAUGGGAACGAAUGUCACUCAAGCCAAUAAGGCCUGCUCCACUUCCUCCUCCAACUAAUCAGCUUCCUGCAAACGCUAAACCUAAGAUUCACAGCAAGAAAAAUGUUAGUAAUGAAAAGAAAACUACCUUUUUCAAUGGUGUGUCUGCAAAACCAACAAUCAUUCGUCCAAAAUUGGAUGGUCAACAGUUGAAGAAAAAGAAAUUACCACCACCAAGACCAGCUCCACCAAAAAUUAAUAAGAAUGGAAAUGGAGGAGGCAAUGUAAAUAAAUUACAGGAUAUAUUUCAAUCUAAUGUAUUACAAGAUGAUCUAGCAAUUUUUUUUGGAGAUGAUAAUGGUAUAAAACAGAAAAAUACAAAGCAACCGUUACAAGUGAAUCACACUAAAAAUUCCAGACCACCAAGAGUAGCUCAGAGAUCAAUGAAAAAACGAGCACCAAAUCCAUUAGAAANUUACUUUUUAUAA
This is a messenger RNA of Centruroides sculpturatus (bark scorpion), 505 nucleotides long. RefSeq lists its product as uncharacterized. The transcript is spliced from 5 exons. The record is from RefSeq and is a predicted model, not a curated record. The coding region runs from base 50 to 505 and encodes 151 amino acids. Lineage: Eukaryota; Metazoa; Arthropoda; Arachnida; Scorpiones; Buthidae.